UGAUUUUUCCGCUCUAUGCUGCCACCAUUUUUCCUGAUAAAAUGCCUUUCAAAGAUGUUGGGUUUGUCAUGCAUCUACACUAAAUAUUCCAGCUGUCAUUUGCAGUCAUAUGAUGGUGGUUUUGGCUUAGUUCCGGGCUCAGAAUCUCAUGGUGGUGCGACUUAUUGUGCGGUUGCAGCUCUACGGUUGAUGGGAUUCAUCAAAGAUGAUAGUCUAUCCAAAUUCAUUUCAUCUUCUGUCAUCAACGUGCCAGCGUUGCUGGAGUGGAGCUUACAGAGGCAAACAAUUGAUGGUGGAUUUCAAGGCCGAACCAACAAGCCUAGUGACACAUGUUAUGCAUUUUGGGUCGGCAGUGUUUUGAAGAUCUUAGGAGCUCACCACUUCUUUGACAAGGAUGCUCUGCGUGCUUUUUUGCUUUCCUGUCAGACCCCGUACGGCGGUUUCAGUAAAUUCCCGAAGCAGCUGCCGGAUCUCUACCAUCCCUACUAUGGGUUUUGUGCAUUUAGCUUGUUGGAUGAACCUGGGAUAAAACCGCUCUGCGUCGAGCUUGGCACCACUGAUUUUUCCUCUGGAAUGUGACCAUCUUCUGCAAAUCCAAAGGCUUCUACAAGGAUUGCAGCCAAAUGCUGAAUACAGCAAAAUGCAUCAGAGGAUGGAAUUCGGUUGGUGAAAAUGGUCAUCCGAUUGGCAGCAUGCAAUUUUAGUACAGAUUCAAAUAGCUAUUGAUUUCGUUGUGACAUAAACUGUAUUACAAAACGCUUAUUGUUAUCAUUUUGAGGUGUAUUAUAAAUCUCAUUGAAAUUUCAUUUGGGUGCAUUCUGGCCCAUUUUUAGGAAAGUCCCAAAAAUAGUGAUUGGAUUAUCUUAGCUGUCACUUUAGAAGCCAAAAAAUGGACAGCUAA
Magnolia sinica is the source of this 901-nucleotide messenger RNA. Its product is annotated as geranylgeranyl transferase type-1 subunit beta-like. NCBI's taxonomy places the organism in Eukaryota, Viridiplantae, Streptophyta, Magnoliopsida, Magnoliales, Magnoliaceae. The transcript has 5 exons. The record is from RefSeq and is a predicted model, not a curated record. Gene Ontology annotation, cellular component: CAAX-protein geranylgeranyltransferase complex. Gene Ontology annotation, biological process: protein geranylgeranylation. The coding region runs from base 16 to 579 and encodes 187 amino acids. Gene Ontology annotation, molecular function: CAAX-protein geranylgeranyltransferase activity.